This is a messenger RNA of Nothoprocta perdicaria, 284 nucleotides long. Its product is annotated as neuronal-glial cell adhesion molecule-like. The annotation marks the transcript as partial. Lineage: Eukaryota; Metazoa; Chordata; Aves; Tinamiformes; Tinamidae. The transcript is spliced from 2 exons. The record is from RefSeq and is a predicted model, not a curated record.
GGUGCCACGGGGCCGGCGGUCCCCACAGAGCUGCCGCCUGACGAGCGUCGCGCGGUGCGGGACGGGGCGCUGGUGCUGACACACCUGGAGCCCAACGACACGGCGGUGACGCAGUGCGAGGCGCACAACCGCCACGGCCGCCUGCUCGCCAACGCCUACAUCUACGUGGUCGAGCUGCCGGUGAAGAUCCUGACGGCGGACGAGAGCCGCUACGCCGUGGUGGAGAACGGCACGGUGUUCCUGCACUGCCGCGCCUUCGGGGCGCCCGCGCCCGCCGUCGAGUG